This is a messenger RNA of Halichondria panicea, 1019 nucleotides long. Its product is annotated as thiopurine S-methyltransferase-like. The transcript has a single exon. Lineage: Eukaryota; Metazoa; Porifera; Demospongiae; Suberitida; Halichondriidae. The record is from RefSeq and is a predicted model, not a curated record. The coding region runs from base 31 to 885 and encodes 284 amino acids. Gene Ontology annotation, molecular function: thiopurine S-methyltransferase activity.
GUCAAUGAUAGUUAGCCCCGCCCUCUUUUGAUGGUAAAGGUAGCCAUUUUUAUUCUCUCAGCAUUUGUAUCAGAGAAGCAGUCAAGAAUUGAGGCAAUGGCAGGACCCAAGAUAGGCAUCUCUGCUGAGGAUUGGGUAAAGCACUGGGAUACUGAUUUUGCAGAGUUCUCACACCAGUCCCAUGGCCACGAGCAUCACGACCAUCACCACCAUCACGAUCAUCACCAUCACGGUCAUCACCAUCACGGAGGAGCGGAGGAGGACGAAAGAGGUUGUGGAAGUCAGAAAUAUCUUAAGAAAUACCUCCCCAAGCUAACUCGAGACCGACCCUCUGUGUCCGUACUAGUGUCGCUGUGUGGAGACUCCUCAGAUGUGGCGUUCUUAGCCGGCAAAGGUCACGAUGUAAUCGGGAUUGAGAUAUCCGAAAAAGCCGUCAAGUCUAUAUUCACGGAAAACCAGCCCCCAAUUCCAUACUCUGUAACAGAGAAAGGUCCCUUUAAGGUCUACACGGCCACUGAUGACAAGAAGAUAGCAAUCUACGUUGGUAAUUUUUUCGAUACUCUACCUAGCGAUGUGGGUCCAUUUGAUGCCGUAUGGGAUGGUCACGGUAUUGUUGCUAUACCUGAGAAAGACAUGCAGCCUUAUGCAGACAAGCUAAAGACGCUGCUGAAAGCCGAUGGUGCGAUGCUGUUCUCAACUGUGUGGUAUGACAUCAGAGAGCUUACUAAAGGGCCUGCCCCUGCCCCCCUCUCUACUGACGAGCUUAGCAGAUUCUUCCCUGGCUGUAAGGUGGAACUACUGGAGAAAGGACCGUUUGAUAAUUCAGACUUUGAGGGAGUAACCAAGGCCACCAAUGAUAUCAACCUUAUUACAAAGAACCAAUAGCUGAACUCAACCAAUAGCUGAACUCAACCAAUAGCUGAACUCAACCAAUAACUGAACUCAACACACCUGUGUGUGUGCGUAGUUAAUAUCAGCAUAUAAACAUUCCUCUCCCCUCAUCAUUAUUCAUGAGACUG